This is a messenger RNA of Botrytis byssoidea, 765 nucleotides long. RefSeq lists its product as uncharacterized. The transcript has 5 exons. Lineage: Eukaryota; Fungi; Ascomycota; Leotiomycetes; Helotiales; Sclerotiniaceae. The record is from RefSeq and is a predicted model, not a curated record. Gene Ontology annotation, molecular function: protein binding. The coding region runs from base 1 to 765 and encodes 254 amino acids.
AUGUAUAGGAAGAAGCAAUCCUUAUAUGAUCAUUUGACUGCAUGGGGCAAUGUACGGGCUGCUUUGAAUCACACAUGUUUUCAAUGUAAAGAACUUAUCAUCAGACAUAAAGAAACUUUUCAACUACGACAAGGCUUGAAGAAAAAAGAAGAAGAAGAAAAUAAAAAAAAUGAUGAUGCAAAAGGUUCUUCCUCGACUACAGAGGAUGGGGUUGGCCUUGUAAAGGCUAAGGCGGACCGUGAUUUAGCAGAGAAGAAGAGAACAGAAGCUGUAUCCUUGAGAAAAUCUCGAGGAGAUGAUCCUGAAUUUCUUGAGAUUAUGGGAUUAGAAAUUGUUGAAAUUUAUGUGGGACCACAGAAGAAGCUGUUCCGAGUUCAUCGAGGGAUACUUUGUGAUAAAGUGCCAUAUUUACGAAAAAUGUUUUCAAGUGGCUUUGUCGAGGGACUUGGGGGUGAAGCAUUCUUUCCAGAGGAUGAUCCGAAAUGUUUUGAUUCUUUCAUGGGUUGGAUAUACUUUGGCACUCUUCGAGUCCUUAAUGCCUCUACCGCAUUAGAGAAGGUUGAGUAUGACCUGAACCUACUAUCAUUGUAUAGUUUCGCCGAUAAGCUAUGCCUAUCCGACCUCAUGGAUCUUGUUCUCGAUAUAUACAAAAAUACGUAUAAGAAGUCAGACAGAUUCCCUAGGGUAAGCUUGGUCAGCGAUGUAUACAAGAUGACACCAGCAGACUCUCCUCUUCGAAAUUUUAUGUGCCGAUGCAUGUAUUAA